AAAUUUGAUGCAAGAUUGGAUCGAAAAUGUGUGGAUGAAAAGAAAUGUAGAUAUUGAACAAAACUCAAGCACAAUUAUAGAACAAAAAAGAAGUCUUUUAACUUUAGAUGUAUUUAAAGGACAUCUAACAGAUAAAGUUAAAGCAAAAUUUAAUGACAAAGAUUUAUAUUAUGAUAAUGGAGGUAACAAUAAUGAUGAACCUGUUAAUGAGUUUCUUGAUCUCAGAAUUUCUAAUAAAUCAUUCAUGUCGAUAAAUGCUACUCUCACUGCUACUGUUGAAGACCAAUCCAAUAAAAUAGCCAGUUUUACUUUAUUUGAAUUGAUCGUUGCUUCGAAACAGCAGCAACUUGAUCAUAUUAUUAAGAUUGAAGAAUUACUGCAUGUUAUAUCUAAUAAAAUUUCUGAACAAGAAACAGAUAUUAAAUCGCUUAAAUCUCAGAUAGGAGAAGCUUCAUAA
Racocetra fulgida is the source of this 457-nucleotide messenger RNA. NCBI's taxonomy places the organism in Eukaryota, Fungi, Glomeromycota, Glomeromycetes, Diversisporales, Gigasporaceae. The record is from the annotation of a GenBank genome assembly.